Molecule: messenger RNA, 570 nt
Organism: Diaporthe batatas
Lineage: Eukaryota; Fungi; Ascomycota; Sordariomycetes; Diaporthales; Diaporthaceae
Product: chaperone EMC4
Exons: 3
Coding region: 1-570 (189 amino acids)
Biological process (GO): protein folding in endoplasmic reticulum
Cellular component (GO): EMC complex
Source: RefSeq, a predicted model, not a curated record
AUGUCGGAACUCAAGUCCCAAGCGAACCCGCCCAGGUGGGUGCAGGACCUCAGCUCGCCGCCUCCGUAUAGGUCCAAGGCGAACGGCAUUCCGGAUCCUCCUGGCUACCCUUCACAAGUGCCCACCUCCAAGAAGCAGCGCGAUGCCUCCAAAGACACCAAGGCCCAGCCGCGAAAGCAAGCCACACCCGAAGAGAUGGACACGUUGAAGCUCAAGAAAGCCUGGGAGGUGGCCCUGGCCCCCGUCAAGAACCUGCCCAUGACAGCCAUCAUGAUGUACAUGACCGGAAACUCGCUGCAGAUCUUCAGUAUUAUGAUGGUUUUCAUGGCAUUCAAGAACCCUAUCGCUGGGUUGCUGGGCACCAACCAGGCCUUUGAGAGGUUCGAGACGGACACAAACAAGACCAAGAUGCUACAGGUCAAGCUUGCCUAUGUUGUCAUGCAGCUGGUCGCACUGGCUGUGGGAAUAUGGAAGGUCAAUGCAAUGGGCCUAUUACCGACAACACGAUCAGAUUGGCUGAUGUGGGAAGCACAACGGGAACCAUUGGAGUCCGCUGCGGUUGCGUUGUAA